This is a messenger RNA of Cyprinus carpio (common carp), 787 nucleotides long. Its product is annotated as putative transmembrane protein 244. Lineage: Eukaryota; Metazoa; Chordata; Actinopteri; Cypriniformes; Cyprinidae. The record is from RefSeq and is a predicted model, not a curated record.
AUGUUGUUGGACUACUGCUGCCGGUGCUGUGAGACCACGCUGAUCAAACGUCAUGCCCAACAUCUGCCCAUCAACAGCAGGCUGCAUGACACCUGGGCUGUUCUUCAGAACCUGCUGAUGUGUAUGCUGUGCUUCUACUCUCUCUACUAUAUUGUGGUCAGUCUUUGCAUCGGCAUUCUCAGGGUGGAGGAGGUGGACAGCUUGUUAGCACCGUUUGACUACACAACUCAACCGUCAUGGCAGAGUCCCAAGUAUUUAGUGAGCGUGAUCUCCACCGAGGUGACGUAUGUUCUGGGCGGUCUGAUAUUCGCGUGGAUCGUGGAGGAGUGUGUGUGGGACUACGCCAUCACUGUCACACUGCUGCACGUCGCUCUGACCGUAGCAGUUAUGGCUGAUUUUCCCUCGACAGAGCACUGGUGGAUUGCUCUCGGCUCUGGGUUGCUGAUGAUGAUUUUUGGGGGGCAGCUCCUGGCUUACAGACUCUUUAGAAGUAAUUUUGUGCAUCCAGCAGAUCUUCAGAAUCUCUGACACGCUGUGGAAGAUGUACAGCGAUGACUUUUCUCAGUUUUGUAUUUCUUUUUUUUACAUCAUGGGUAGUUUGAAAUAGUUUUGUUAUUCCUACACAAUAUUUUGUUGUGAAACUGUCUGCUCAGGCUGAUGUAAUAAUUCCAGUAAACCAUGUUAUUUUGGUGGCCUUUUGGUGAAAUGUCACAAGAGUCCAAUUGAUUUUGACUCAGAUGCAAAUGUGAUUCACAUGCAAAUUUACAUUUGCUUCACUUAAUGUAUA